UGGCGGUGAAAUCAUGGAGAAGGAGCUCGCCGUCUAACUGCUCAUUGACCCCAGGAAGGUCUGCGACAUCCCGCCUUGGGAAAGAUAUUACAACCACCACAGUCUUAGUCGCGAAACUGUGGACGACAUCAAGGAUGUGAUGCUGAGUCAAUUCCGCGAGAAAAAGGGGAAGAUCUGGACGAAAAACCCUUUGGUUUUGGCACCCAUUUACAAGCCGGUGAUGCAUAGGUCGGACAAAGCUGACAGGGUUCACAAAGAUGUCUUCAAGCCAGAGGACAAGGACAAGUACUACUAUUACCCUGUUAACGGACAACACACCGUGGCUGCUGUGAAGGAGUUGGAGGGUGAGCCAAUAUUCGAUUUGCGGAAGAUGCACUUGUGGCCGGCGAGAGUUGUGUGGUUCUCCGACCGAGAUUUUGCGGGGUAUAGGCAGUGGAUGCCGCUCGUGACGGCCGGUGAUGAAGUCUUCCGCAAAGCCAUGGGGUUCUACGUGAAAUGGGCGGAGGGAAAGUUGUUGGGCGGCGACGGCAAGACGCCAUUGUCGAGGCCGGGCAAAUACAUGCGAGACAAAUCUCCGGGUCUGCAAGCAAUUCCAGAAAUUGGCUUGAAAGGGGCGGCUGGUGAAACGAAGAUGGGGUGGCUGGUCCGGGUCCCGCCGCCUCCGACCAAAAAGAAAACGCAAGCGGACGACAAGUUUUUCGUGGUCGUGAAGGAGCUAGACAUGUUCUGUUGGCAGUGUCUCGCCGACAUGACCGAUGUUGAGAAACUGUCGAUCCUCGACGACAUUCUCACACUAAGGGGAGUGUUCGUGCAAUCCGCGGGCGGGCAUCUGAAGCGUCAGCAUAAACCUGGAAUUAAAGACAUGGUCGCGACGACGAAAGUGGACCGUGUGAUGCUCCAUAUGUUUCACUACAUCUUGUUCCUUCAAACGGAGGAACACGAACGUGUUUGGCGCUACGGGCCCUUUUUCCGGAUCGAGGGGCGGCUUCUGGAGGAGUUCGGGCCGCAGGGCCUCACGAAACAGGUGUGGGUCGAAAUGCGAAAGCAUUUCCAGGACGCGGUGGAGUACGUGAACACUUGCAAACGUACUCUUCCGCACGAGAAGGAGUCCCUCGACGACGCGAAGAAAUUAUACGAGGACGACAGACCGCCUGGUCCGACCGACCUCGAAUACAGUCGACGGAGAAACCUGGUGUUCGGUGUGCUCAAUGGGUACCACGAUGCACCCAGAGAGUCUAUCUCGCAUUUCCUGAGAAGGCUGGAACACGUUUACUUCACGCUGGCCGAACCGCUCACCCUCGAAAACUACAGGUCACAGUUUGACGAGGAGAACCCUUUCGACGCUGAAGACAUGGAGGAGUUGAGCGACUCCGAAACCUUCGAUUUCGAGUCCAUGCCACUUCCUCGGGUGGUUAGACAGGCCGAUGGCAAGUGGAGUGGACUGAAGAGACUGGGAGCGGGUGCAUUUAAGAGAACGGCGAGACAUGCUCUGGUGGAGCAUUUGAGUCUUAUGAACCCCGAGAGGAACGAUCCGGACAUCGCUGCGUAUGCAGAACAAAAGCUAAAUGCGUUGUACGCCAACAACAUGUUGGAGUUUCGAGCGCCUUUCUACAUACUCGAAAUGGCACCGUCUCGUGGCAUUGACUGGUGCAUGUCGCAACCUCCGUCGGGCGGUCAGCAUCCGGGAGGGGGUGGAGGAGGAGACGAAGGAGACGGCGGAGGUGGUGGAGGAGACGGCUCACAGUUUGCUGGAAAGGGGACGGGCGAGACAUCGUCGGUAAAGAAGGCGUCCGGCAGAAAGGGGUCAGGCGGAAAGGACUCGGGCGGAAAGGGGUCGGGCGGGAAGGGGUCGGGCGAGAAGGGGUCGGGCGGGAAGGGGUCGGGCGGAAAGCGCAGAACGUCCAGGAGUCCCCAAUAUAUGGAAACUGACCCCCACUAUGUAGGGAGUCGAGAUUCGGACAUGCGAGACGACGCCACCCUGAGGAGCGAAGGUGCGACCUUUGGUUCCCUCGGCUCGGGCGACCUCCACAAACUCCGAAUACAUUCGGAUUUGUUGACGUCGCCCUCCGCCAUAAGUGGUCCUCACGCAACAGUUCCGCGGGGCCAAGAAAAUGUGACGUCCUGCCCCCCACAUCUUCAGUUGGACACAGGGUUACCCUGCUCGCCUCCGUUCUCAUGUGUUGAGACUCGAGACUGGCGGUCCCGCAACGUGCUGGAGGGGCCCGGUGCAGGAGUGUUGGAGACCGGGGGUGGCGAGUACGAACGUCAUACUCCUCGGGAAGAGGAGCGCUCUCCGGGAACGCGUGCUGUACAUCGGGAGGAGGAGACUCAACGCUGGCAGUCUCGCAAAGUGUUGGAGACCGUGGGUAGCGAGUGUGAACGUCAUGCUUCGGAGGGCGCCUUUGUGGACAUUGACAGAGAGAGUGCAGGAGCUCCGGGGGAAACGCAUGCUGUACAGCAAGGGGAGGAGACUCGAGCACUGGUGAUCGGGACGUCCGAAGAGGUUCUGCAUAGUCGGUCGGCUGUGGCCACAACGCGAGAGGGUGUCGUUAAGGGAGGUCAGUCGACGUUCGUGCAACCUCCCAUUCUUGGUGACGAUGAAGACGAAGAAGAACCCGCGGUGGAAGCUCGGGCUCAUGGCGAUGAGAAAGGCGGAGAACCCGUGGUGGAAGGCGUCGAGGUGACGGUCGACAUCCAGACGGAUCCGCAGCGGAAAUAUGGUGAUUCUUCGCCCACCUGUUGCGGUGAAGAACAGGGUGGUCGAGCGUCUGUCCUAAGCACCGCUCGGGGAACGGUGCUUCAUAAAGCCAUAGAGUUGGGUGACGACUCGGGUGCCACCGAGCUGGUUAGCGAUUCAGGCGUGGCCGAGGUGCAGAACCUCGAAUUGUCCGUGGAAGGCGGUAAGGUGGUCGUCAGCAUCAAGAUGGAUCCAGAGCGGAAAGAUCAUGAUUCUCCGUCCACCCGUUGCGGUGCAGAACAGGGUGAUCGAGCAUCUGUCCUCAGUACCGGUCGGGAAAUGGCACUUCAUGAACCCAUCGACUUGCCAAGCGACUCAGCUGCCACCGAGCUGGUUAGCGACACAGUCGUGGACGAGGUGCAGAACCUCGAAUCCUCCGUGGAUGUUGGCGCAGUGGCGCGACAGGAGGGCGAGUUCCCUGAAAGGGCUCCAGAACACGGUAAGAUUUAUGAAUAGGAGCACUCGCAUAUCUGUCACUAGCCAGCUCUGUGUU
Molecule: messenger RNA, 3230 nt
Organism: Chara braunii
Lineage: Eukaryota; Viridiplantae; Streptophyta; Charophyceae; Charales; Characeae
Source: the annotation of a GenBank genome assembly